UCACUCGCCGUUGUCUGUCCUCUGCUUUGAGCUUUUCUCUGUUUAGCUCGUCUCCUGCUCUCUCGGUGUGUCUCUCUAUAAGUCUUCACAAGAGUACAGCUAUAUUCCCUUCUCAAUCAGCGAGAUCAUGGCCGCGGAAGAGGUAGCCGUGCCUGUCCCCGUGCCCAACGCCGAUAAUGGCCCUGGGCGCAAGCCCUUCUCUGAGCUCGAGCUGUCCGAGCCGACGAGCAAGGCCCUCGCCGAGAUGGGCUUCACAACGAUGACUGCAGUGCAAGAGAAAAGCAUCCCACCGCUGCUCGCAGGGAAGGAUGUGCUAGGCGCAGCGCGCACCGGCUCGGGAAAGACGUUGGCGUUCUUGAUUCCGGCAGUCGAGUUGCUGCAUAGGAUGAAGUUCAAGCCGCGGAAUGGCACUGGAAUCGUCAUUGUCUCGCCGACGCGUGAACUAGCGCUGCAAAUUUUUGGUGUUGCGAAGGAGCUUAUGGUGCAUCAUUCACAAACGUUUGGCAUCGUCAUGGGUGGUGCAAAUCGAAGGGCGGAGGCGGAGAAGCUGCAGAAAGGUGUGAACAUGCUCGUCGCUACGCCAGGUCGACUACUCGAUCACCUUGAGAAUACCAAAGGAUUCAUAUUCCGGAACCUGAAAGCACUGGUGAUUGACGAAGCAGAUCGGAUCUUGGAGGUUGGGUUCGAGGAGGAGAUGAAGAGAAUUAUCAAGAUCCUACCGAACGAGGACCGCCAAUCGAUGCUCUUUUCUGCUACACAAACGACCAAGGUCACCGAUCUUGCAAGAAUUUCACUACGUCCAGGACCCCUAUAUAUCGAUGUCGACAAGGAAGAACGGACAAGUACCGUCACCACACUAUCACAAGGAUAUGUCGUGUGUCCGUCAGAUCGACGCUUCCUUCUGCUAUAUACCUUCCUCAAACGGAAUAUGUCCAAAAAGAUCGUCGUCUUCUUCUCUAGCUGUAAUUCAGUCAAGUAUUACGCAGAGCUACUAAAUUAUAUCGAUGUUCCUGUGCUCGAUCUUCACGGAAAGCAAAAACAACAAAAGCGGACGACAACGUUCUUUGAGUUCUGCAAUGCGCAACAGGGAACUAUGCUAUGUACGGACGUCGCUGCCAGAGGACUAGACAUCCCGAGAGUGGAUUGGAUCAUCCAGUACGACCCGCCAGACGACCCGCGUGACUACAUCCAUCGAGUCGGUCGAACUGCUCGUGCGGGCAAGGUAGGGAAAAGCUUGAUGUUCCUGCUGCCGAGCGAGCUUGGGUUCCUACGGUACUUGAAAGAUGCGAAAGUCCCUCUGAAUGAGUUCAGCUUCCCGGCGGAAAAGAUUGCGAAUGUGCAGUCACAGCUUGAGAAGCUACUACAGAAGAACUACUUCCUGCACCAGUCGGCACGCGAUGGAUACCGAUCAUAUCUGCAGGCAUACGCAUCCUACUCGCUAAAGAAGAUCUUCGACAUAAACCAGCUCGACCUCGCAAAGGUGGGCAAGGCGUUCGGAUUCUCAGUCCCGCCGCGUGUGAACGUGAAUAUCGGCGGUGGGACAGGCGGGACAGGGCGAUCAGGGAAGAAGCGCAAGCGACCCGAGGACGACGAGGAGAAUGAGAAGUGGGAGGAGAUCGAUGCGGUGGACAAGGAUGGCAGCGAGGCUGAGGCGGAGGAAAACGCUGACGAAGAAGUAUGGAGAAGUCAGAGGCGUGGAGGUGGGAGGGAGAGGAGGAAGGAGACACUAGGUUCGCGGAAGGUCGAGAAGGAGGUGUACAAGAAGGGGCGGGAAAGGAAGAAGGACGCGGGGACGGCGCAAUGGAGUCGUUGACAAUAGCUGGCGGUCGUUUCUUCUUCUUCUUUCUUCCACCUUUUACAUGCUCGCUCCUCCUCUCGUGCGG
Messenger RNA from Laetiporus sulphureus 93-53, 1883 nucleotides. RefSeq names its product DEAD-domain-containing protein. Gene Ontology annotation, biological process: maturation of LSU-rRNA from tricistronic rRNA transcript (SSU-rRNA, 5.8S rRNA, LSU-rRNA). The record is from RefSeq and is a predicted model, not a curated record. Gene Ontology annotation, molecular function: RNA helicase activity; nucleic acid binding; ATP binding. Gene Ontology annotation, cellular component: nucleolus. The transcript is spliced from 6 exons. Lineage: Eukaryota; Fungi; Basidiomycota; Agaricomycetes; Polyporales; Laetiporaceae. The coding region runs from base 128 to 1813 and encodes 561 amino acids.